AUGUCGAACAACGCCCUCAAACGCGAAAAUACAAGUGCGUCAGCAAAUGUCUUAAUGUGCCGACAAUGGUGGAAAGUGUGCUGGAUGUACGGUGAUCAAGAAAAGUAUUAUAGACAACUCUACGGUAAAAAAAGCGAACAAGGUGAUAAGAGUUCGAAAAAGGGUUUACAUUUUCAAAAUUUUUACGAAAACGCGUUAGCGGACCAGAAAAACGACGAUGACUGUACGUUGCCAGUGAAUGGUAGUUUUAGUAUAGAAGAAACAAGAACGCCUUCGCCAAAUAGAGAUGGAGAUAAUUCUCCAGGAUUUGCCAGUUUGAACAUAGCUACAGAUAUAGAUGAGUAA
This is a messenger RNA of Diabrotica balteata, 345 nucleotides long. NCBI's taxonomy places the organism in Eukaryota, Metazoa, Arthropoda, Insecta, Coleoptera, Chrysomelidae. The record is from the annotation of a GenBank genome assembly.